This is a messenger RNA of Dreissena polymorpha, 8222 nucleotides long. RefSeq names its product pleckstrin-like. Gene Ontology annotation, biological process: actin cytoskeleton organization; intracellular signal transduction. NCBI's taxonomy places the organism in Eukaryota, Metazoa, Mollusca, Bivalvia, Myida, Dreissenidae. The coding region runs from base 191 to 1363 and encodes 390 amino acids. The record is from RefSeq and is a predicted model, not a curated record. The transcript has 9 exons. Gene Ontology annotation, cellular component: plasma membrane.
ACUUCCGGCAUAAAUGUUGCAGACCACUCAUCAGCCACUACCGACUUAUUCCGAGUCUGGCCGAAUAAACGUUAACAAUAGCAAUCGUGAUACAUCGAAUAACGCCGGAAUCCUCCGCAAUAAAUCGUCUGCUGCUCAAGAGUGUAUCCGGAAGCUUUGUACAUCAUCAGAAUAUGCAAAGUAACACUGGAUGGAAAAAGAAUCUUCUGUCGUAAAGUCGGGGUUCCUCUUAAAAUGGCUGAUCAAGCGUUGGAAGAUGAGAUGGAUGAUACUUCAUGAAGUUGAACUGAAAUGCUUUCUGAAGAGAGACAAAACUGUACUUGUUGAGACCAUUCCACUGCAGGGAGCUUCAGUUAUCUGUCCUUGUUAUGAUGAACCUGAAGUUAAUAUUGAGAGAGCCUUCAAGCUAGCCACCCAGCAUGGGGAGGAGCUGUUGUUUCAGGCAGCCGGGCUGCAGGAAAGGGACGGCUGGGCACACGCAAUUGGGGCUGUCAUACGCUCCAUCACUACUUCUAGUCAAACCUCUAACAGUCCUGUAAAAUUUCAACAUUUUCGUGCCAAAGCCAAUGUGAGUGAGGUACUUGGAGCCCUACAAGACCCUGAUGCUGGUGUUGAAAUGACAAGUCACAUCAGAAAUGGAGUUGUUCACAAGAAUUGCUUCAAAGGAAGUGAUGUCAUCAAGUGGUUGCUACGCUGGAACAUUGUUCGUCGCCGCGGCGACGGGGUGGCUCUGGCACAGAGCUUGUUGAAACUGGGGCAUCUACAGGAGGUGGAUGUGUCUGAUGGAUCUAUCGGAGCCUCACAACUGUUCAAAGAUGACGAAAAGUUGUACAGAUUUACCUCACUAAACCUUGGUGUUCAACGUAACAGCUAUUUCGAUAGCUCUGACAGCGACUCUAGUCUCUCAGAUGAGGAUGAGGAUGGCAAAAUUGAAGAGAAGGUCAAAAAAGGAAAAAUUAUCAAAACGGGAUUUCUAUGCAAGAAAAAAUCUCUGAGGAAAGGCUGGCGAUUUGUCCGUAUAGUGCUGAGAGAUAGCCCCCCUCUAUUACAAUAUGAAUGUCCAUACAGAAGCUCUGCUAAGGACCAGAAGUUAGAGACAAAGAACGUAUCCAAGUUCAUAGAUCUGCAGAACUGCUACCUGGCAGUGUCCAGUCGCAGUUCCACAGGUUUGAGUGACACCAGAGAGCAAGAUCCUCCCACCAAGCUGCGUGUGUACGUGAGAUCCAAGGGAGGUAAAUGUCGCACAUUUCAGACCAAGGAUUCAGACGAGUGGUUUGAAUACGUCUCUACGCUGCAGUCCCUUUGUCAAGCCAGACCGUCUUCUGCCAAAUCCAACAAGUCAUCAGAGCCGGUCUUAGAGUAAAUAGGAGCAGCAUUUCGGGAAAAGAGUGCUAAAUGCAUGUGCGUAAAGUGUCGUGCCAGAUAAGCCUGUGCAGUUCACAUAAGCUUAUCAGGGAAAAACAUUUUCCUCUUUUGUUUUUUUUUGUGUAUGUGAAAACCCUUAUAAUCGAAAAUCCAGUGUCGACGGAAAAUGUCAUCCCUGAUAAGCCUGUAUAGACUGCACGAGCUAAUCUAGGACCACACUUUACACACAUGCAUUAAGCCCAGUUUUCCCAGAAUGAGGCUCAAAGGUGUUAAAUUUUCUGGCUAGUGCCAUUACACAACCUUGAUCCACAUGGAACACUUGUUACUAAAUGCACAUUUUUGUUGAUGCUAAGAGAUUUGUAUUUGAUAAUCAUUAAAACUCUAGUCAAAAACCUUUUUUUUUCAGAAAAAAUCAGUCAGUUCAAAAUAUUGAAUAAUUUAGCAGUUAUUUGUUAUUUGGUUUAUGUACUUAUAGAUGUUGGUGAUGUACUAAAAUUAUGAUUUAUAAAAAAAACAUAUCUUUGCAAAAAAUUGUUCUUAAUUUGAAUGUGUUCAGGUUUGGAAGAUUUUUUUUAUGGACAUUGUAAACUGUAAAUUGUAUCAAAGGUAAUUGAAAGUAGAUAAAAGUAUUCUUGUUUCAUUCAUUGUAAGGCCUAAUGCAACAUAAAUACAAUUAAGAAUGAAUCUUAUAGAGUUGAUUAACAAUAUUAAAUUGUCUCAUAGUAUUAGUAUUCACUUUAAUUAAAUAUACAUAUAUUCCAUAUUAUGGUUUCUAAAAAGUGCUUUUGUAGAAAUCCAGAAGGGAUGUAAUUUUAGCUAUGCAAAGGGUUGUACAGGAAUUGCCCUAUGUUAAUUUUGUGCUGUAAAUUUUAUAAAUGUGUAUGAUGACUGUCAUUGUAACACUAAUUUAUGUGAAUAUUUCUUGUUCUUAAUAUGAUUUGAAAAUGAUCAUGUACACAAAUAUUAAAUAUACAUGUAUGUUUACAGUAAGGCAUCAGUUUGGACCUUUUUCAACUUCCUGUUUCAAAUAUGUUACAUUUUGUUGAUAUAUUUUGAUUUUUUUUUAAAGAUUUUUUGUACGGACAUUGUUUCUUUUUCUUUUUUUACUGUACAUAUACAGAUUGUAUUGUGUAUUUCCUCUAAGUUUGAUAUCCUGCUAUUCAGAUAAUCAAAACCUCUCCUCUUAUUAACUUGCUCUUUUAGAAAAUUUAUUCAGAAUUUAGUACUUUGUGUUUGGUUCUGCUUGUGUUAGUUGUCAUCAGAGCUCCAGAUAAGAGGCGUUUUUACGCAUUGAAAACAUGAAAAAAACGCAUUAAAAAUCGACCCAGUACGUAACAGAACGCAAUACAAAUCUUGGUAAGUAUUUUAAAUCGAUUAAAGUGAGUAACUGGUUUACCAAUAAUCCAGUUGAGUUUUUUGUGUAAGUUAACCUUUGAAUCAAAAGUAAGUCAAUCCCAACAAUAAGCUUGCAAUAAAAUUGCGGCCCAUCAUGUUGGUGGGUCAAGAAAGGGACGUUUUAAGCGACCAUUUACUUUGUCAGUUUUCUAUGGAAAUGGAAAAUACCCCAAAAUAUUCCUAAAUACCCUUUUUGGCUGAAACAACGGAGUAAAAUACGCUUUAACAAUAAUAUCAGGGGGUGAAAUACCCUUUACUAAAUCCUUAUCUGGAGCUCUGGUUGUCAUCUGGUUGCUUGUGGAUUUGAUUAUAGAUAUUUUGGGCUGAUGGCAUCAUGCGGUAAAAAAAAUAUUACAUUUUAUGCCUAUUGUUGCAUAGAAAUCCUAAGGCUUAUUACAUUUUCUAACUCUUAAGUAUGUUUCUUUAGUAGAACCAGCACUUUUUUUUUCUUUUUUUUUUGGGGGGGGGGGGGGGGUGAAAUCUAAAGAACGCUCCCACAGUAGGGAUCAAAUAUGUGACCUUUCAGUCACUAGGCGGACACCAUAUCCACUGCGACCUGUAUACAUCAUCAUUCGAUAUUCAUUGGAAUAACAUCCAGAGCAACUUUUUUUUAGCUCACCUGAGCACAACGUGCUCAUGGUGAGCUUUUGUGAUCACCUUUCGUCUGUCAUGUGUUGUGCGGCGUCAACAUUUGACUUGUUAACUCUCUAGAGGCCACAUUUAUUGUCCAAUCUUCAUGAAAUUUAGUCAGAAGAUUGGUCUCAAUCAUAUCUUUGAUGAGUUCGAAAAUGGUUACGUUUGCUUGAAAAACAUGGCCGCCAGGGGGCGGGGCAUUUUCCUUAUAUGGCUAUUGUAAAACCUUGUUAGCACUCUAGAGGCCACAUUUAUUUUCCGAUCUUCAUGAAACUUGCUCAGAAGAUUUGUCCCACUGGUAUCUUUGAUGAGAUCAAAAAUGGUAACCUUUGCUUGAAAAACAUGGCUGCCAAGGGGCGGGGCAUUUUCCUUAUAUGGCUAUAUAUGGCUAUAGUAAAAUCUUGUUAACACUAUAGAGGCUACAUUUAUUGUCCAAUCUUAAUGAACCUUGGUCAGAAGAUUCAUCCCAAUUAUAUCUUGGAUGAGUAGUAAAUGAUGCUGGUUGGUUGAAAAACAUGGCCGCCAGGGGGCGGGGCAUUUUUCCUUAUAUGUCUAUAGUAAAACCUUGUUAACACUCUAGAGGACACAUUUAUUGUCCAAUCUUGAUGACAUAUAGUCAGAAGAUUUGUCUUAAUGAUAUCUUGGAUGAGUUCGAAAACGGUUAUGUUUGCUUGAAUAACAUGGCUGCCAAUGGGCUGGGCAUUUUUCCUUAUAUGGCUAUAUAAGGCUAUAGUAAAAAUCUUGUUAACACUCUAGAGGCCACAUUUAUAGUCCGAUCUUCAUGAAACUCGGUAAGAAUAUUCAUCCCAAUAAUAUCUUGGAUGAGUUCAAAAAUGAUGCCGGGUGGUUGAAAAACAUGGCCACCACAGGGGAGGGGCUAUUUUCCUUAUAUGGCUAUAGUAAAACCUUGUUAAUACUCUAGAGGUCACAUUUAUUUUCCGAUCAUCAUGACACUUGGUCAGAAGAUUUGUCCCAAUGAUAUCUUGGGUGAGUUCUAAAAUGGUAACAUGGCAACCAGGGGCGGGGCAUUUUUCCUUGUAUGGCUAUAAAUGGCUAUAGUAAAACCUUGUUAACACUCUUGAGGCCACAUUUAUUGUCCAAUCUUCAUGAAAUUUGGUCAGAAGAUUGGUCUCAAUGAUAUCUUGGAUGAGUUUGAAAAUAAUUAUGUUUGCUUGAAAAAAAUGGCUUCCAAGGGGCGGGGCAUUUUUCCUUAUAUGGCUAUAGUAAAAUCUUGUUAACACUCUAGAGGCCACAUUUAUUGUCCGAUCUUCAUGAAACUUGGUCAGAAGAUUAAUCCCGAUAAUAUCUUGGAUGAGUUAAAAAAUGAUGCCGGUUGGUUGAAAAACAUGGCUGCCAGGGAGCGGGGCAUUUUUCCUUUUAUGGCUAAAGUAAAACCUUGUUAACACUCUAGAGGCCACAUUUAUUUUCCGAUCUUCGUGAAAAUUGGUCAGAAGAUUUGUCCCUAUAAUAUCCUGUUACCUCAGGUGAGCGACUUUGGGCCUUUCAGGCCCUCUUGUUUAAAAUGUUUAAAAUUAUACUUUUUCACAGUGAGCUUUUGUGAUCACGUUUUGUCCAUCGUGCAUCUGACAGUGUCAACAUUUGCCUUGUUAACACUCUAGAGGCUACAUUUAUUGUCCGAUCUUCAUGAAACUUGGUCAGAAGAUAUGUGCCAAUGAUAUCUUGGACAAGUUUGAAAAUGAUUUUGGUUGGUUGAACAGUAUGGCUGCCAGGGGGCAGGGCAUUUUCCUAAUAUGCCUAUAGUAAAAACUUGUUAACACUCUAAAAGUCACUUUUUUUCCAAUCUUUAUGAAACUUGGUUAGAACAUUUGUUAUAAUGAUAACUUGGGCGAGUGUGAAAAUGGUUCCGGUCUGUUGAAAAACAUGGCCUUCAGGGGGCUGGGAAUUUAUCCUUAUAUGGCUAUAGUAAAACCUUGUUAACACUCUAAAAGUUACAUUUAUAGUUCACUCAUCAUGAAACUUUUUCAGGACAUUUGUUUUUAUGAUAUCUUAGGCUCCACAGAACAGGUUAGUUCCUUUGUAUCUCAGGUGAGCCACUUUGGACCUUUCAGGCCCUCUUGUUUCAUUAAGGAAUACAUGGAAACAAAACUGAAUAACCUGUGUGAAAAAACACUUUCCAAGGUAAUCCAUUACCCUUGCAAAAGUGACCCAAUAAUGGCCAGUUGCAAUUUUGUUGUUUCGUUUUAUGCCCUAAACAUCUUAAUGCAGUGGUCAUGUAAUGAUUGUCAGUGUCCUUGCAUCUGUUACUUGUGAAGUAGAUUAUAAGGUUUCAUAAAGAACCAACCCCAUGCGUUUAUGACCAUUUUUUAUAAACCCAACCACACAUUGACCUUGACCUUAUUGACAUUGACCUUUACACCAAUUAUCAGACUUCACUUUGACUUUCACCCAAUUUUGACGUAAUUUAUUUUUAGCUCCACUAUAAAUCAAAUAGUUAAAGCUGUACUACUCCCCCUUUGUUGGCGGCUGUGUAAUUCUUUGGUUAAGGGACAUGUGCAACCUCACCAUAUCACUGUUGUUACUGAAGGUAUUUUAUGGAAACUAUACAUAUGUGUUGUGGUCAGUGUGUGUGUGUGUGUGCGUGCGUGCGUGUGUGGUCACUGACCAAGUUCCAUAAAUCUGUUCUGAAGUUUAGCAGAAUGAUUCCCCUUUCUUAAUUCUAAAUAUCAUUUUAAAGUUUUUGUUUUCAAAAACAGAUUCAUGUUGCUACUAUAACUCCGGACAAAUUGCAUGUCAGUUAUCAUUUAUUAUCCCCCACCAAAAAGCGGAGGGAUAAAGAAUAGGUAUUAUCCGUAUGUCUGUCCAUCAGGCCCUUUGUCACACACUUUUCAGGGCUCUAUCUCAGAAACUAUAUAAGAUAUCAACAUGAAACUUCACGGGUUUAUAGAAUAACAAUUAGUAGAUUUGGUGGGGGAUAUCAUUUCAACGAUCUUGCUUGUUUGUAUUGUUUUACUAUUCUGAACAAAUUGAAUCUCACUUGAAUUUUAUUGUGCUCCUAUUUUGAAUAAAUUGCAUCUCAGGACAAGUGCAAUGCUUUUGCUCAAUUCCUUCUUUUAAUGUUUUGGAGUUUGUGUUGAUUUUGUUUAACCAGCAGUUAGUUUGUUUUAUAGUUUGUAUACUUUUCUUUUUGAAUUUAAUGGCCUUAUUCACUGUAUAAAUUGUUAAAUAGUUUUUAUUUUUCCAGCCUAAGUUUGCAUGCAAGUAAGAUUCUAGGUUAGAAAAUUAGAUCAGUUUCGUUCAUUUAUGUUUCUUCCACACAUUGUAAAUCAUUUCCAGUUCAGUCAGUGGGUUUCUUAUUGAGUUGUUGUGUUUGAGUUAUGGACUGGUAGGCUUAAAAUUCAUCAUUUCUUUGUAUUACUUCCUGAUAGGCUUAUAAUACAUGAUUUCUCUGUAUUACUCCAAAUUUGUGUUCGAUGAAACAUAUUCAUGUAAAAUCAUUAUGCCAUUGUCAUCAAUCUAUUGCAUGAGUCUGUGUACUUAGUACUGGUAAUCUGAUAAGAUUUGCUUAGUUUGCCUCGAUUGGUCAUUGUCAGAUCGGAUACUACUGAAAUAUACCCCUUGUACACUUAAGUUUACAUUUGUACUUUAAUGUACCCCGGGUACAGAAAAUAUACUUAAACGUACACCGGAUUUAUAAGGCUAAAUUGGUUGUUGGCAGCUAAUUUUUUUCAAAUUAAUUACGUUCUUAUUUAUGUCAAUAUUCUGUAAAGUGGCCUCUAUAUUAUUAAAACUCCUACUCAAAAAGGCCUGUUGAGGCAGGUGUUGUUCAAACAGAAUUUUGUUCCGUAUUCUGUAGCGCGUUUUUACAACAUCGGACUUUGGCCGCGAAUAAAACUUGGGUACAGUAUUAAUUGGCCGGGUAUGUGAAAGUAUAUUUUCUGUACCCUGGGUACAUUUAAGUAUGCUUAAGAGUACCGGAGCCGACGAUGACCACUAGAGCCUUUGUAAGCCCAGGAAGUGUGAGUAGGUUAACUGACUAACAUUAUUUGACUGAAACACUGGGCAAAAACGGUGAAAUCCAAUCAUGUAACCCAUGUUGAUAAGUUUUGGUGAAGAUAUGAAAGAUAAAGUAUUGAAAUGAAGAAGCUUCUUUUUCAAUGAUACAAUUUUCUUAUUUGAUACUUGACAAUUAGAACAUGCUUUGACUAGGACUGUGACAAAUGGUAUAUUACUAUUUGUUUGACAAAUGUAUAGUUUGUUUCAGAUUAAAUAAAUCAAUACAUGUAGCUUGCUUUUUCCAUGUAUUGAUUUAUUGAACAUAACAGUUUGAUUUUCUGUAAUUAUGUGACAUCUUUUUCUGAUGAAGUUACGUAUAUUAUCGAUUGUCUAGAACUAUUUGACAUAAUUUUUUCAUAAAGUUGUAUAUACAUUUUACAUGAAAUUGAGAGUUAUAAUUUAGACAUAAUUGUUGUAAGAGUUCGUUACUAUGAAUGAUCAUGAAUCCUGGUGUUAAAAAUAGUUUUUUAAUAAGAAAUUGUAACAAUAUGGUUUAUAAAUGUAUUUGAUGUGAUGUGUAUUCGUAUCUAUUUUAUAACUCUAGUUGACAAAUAUUGUAAUAAUUAAUGUUAGCCAUUCCUGUUUCUUUUAUCCAGAAGGUGCAUUCUUAAAUGUUUGUUCAUUUUGUUGUUUUCAUGAUCCUGUGUUUUAUUCUGUGCGUUGUGCACUGCCAAUAAUCUAUGAUCUAUUAAGGUGAUUCUGUUUGUUAGCCUUUGCACGUGCUAUUUUAUAUAUUUUGUUCAAUAGUUGUUUUAUACCCGCUGCUAUCAUAAUACAUAUGAAAACUUGGAAAGAAAAUAAAUUUUCGUUCCAAA